GGGACGGAGGGAGGCCGCGCGGCUGUCGUCGUGGUGGUGGCGGCCUGUCGGGAGGCCGGGCCCGCCGGCCGGCCGGUCAGCUCUCUGGGAACCGAAUGAGCCCCAAGCAUGGAGAUGGGUAACCAACACCCUUCCCUCAGCAGGCUGCAGGAAAUCCAGAAGGAGGUCAAGGGCAUCGAACCGCAGGUGGUGGGCUUCAGCGGCCUGGCCAACGACAAGAACUACAAGAAGCUGGAGAGGGUCCUGACCAAGCAGCUCUUCGAGAUCGACUCGGUCGACACGGAGGGCAAAGGGGACGUCCAGCAGGCGAGGAAGCGGGCGGCCCAGGAAACCGAGCGUCUCCUGAAGGAGCUGGAGCAGAACGCCAACCACCCGCGCCGGCUGGAGAUCGAGACGAUCUUCAAGGAGGCCCAGGCCCUGGUGAAGGAGGAGAUCGCCCCGCUCCACAGCGGAGGCAACAGCAUAACGGACGAGUUCGAAGAGGGCAUCCAGGACGUCAUCCUGAGGCUCACGCACGUGAAGACCGGGGGGAAGAUCUCCCUGCGGAAGGCCAGGUACCACACGCUGACCCGGGUGUGCGCCGUGCAAGAGAUCCUGGAGGCCUGCAUGAAGCAGCAGCCGUCGCUGCCGCUCUCCGACGGGGCCCACCCUUCCGUCGCCAAGAUCAACUCGGUCAUGUCCGAAGUGAACAGGGCCCGCGGGACCCUGAUCGCCCUGCUCAUGGGCGUGAACCACGGCGAGACCUGCCGGCACCUGUCCUGCGUCCUCUCGGGCCUCACCGCCGACCUGGACGCCCUGGACGUCUGCGGGCGGCCGGAGAUCCGGAACUACCGGAAGGAAGUGGUGGAAGAAAUCAACAAGCUGCUCAAGUACCUGGACCUGGAGGAGGAAGCGGACACCACGUACGCCUUCGACCUGGGCCGGAACCAGUCCAUCCUGAGGAUCGAGGCGGUGCGCAAGAGGACGAGGGCCGUGAGGAACGAGCUGGUCCGGGCCCAGAACCCCGCGGACCCCUCCCCGGGCUCCAAGUCGGAGCUGCAGGGCCUGAUCGGCCAGCUGGACGAAGUGAGCGCCGGCAAGAACCCCUGCAUCCGCGAGGCGCGGAGGAGAGCCGUGGUGGAGGUGCAGACCCUCAUCACCUACGUCGACCUGAAGGAGGCCCUGGCCGAGCGGCAGGCCUUCGCCGGCGAAGAGCACCCGUCCCUCCGCGCCAUCUGGACCGUCCUCGGGAGCCUGGCCGCCAUCCAGGGCGAGGUCCUCUCCUUCGACGGCAACCGCACGGACAAGAACUACAUCCGCCUGGAGGAGCUCCUCACCAAACAGCUCCUCGCCCUCGACGCGGUGGACCCGCAGGGAGAAGAGCGGUGCAAGGCGGCCAGGAAACAGGCGGUCAAGCUGGCCCAGAACAUCCUCAGCUAUCUCGACAUGAAGACCGACGAGUGGGAAUACUGACGGCGCCGGGCGACGCGGCGCUUCUUGCACUUUAUGUAGACUUCGAUCGAUACGUGUACAUAUAUAUUUAUAAAGAGGUCCUGCAGCCGCCCCCCUUCCCUCCCCCCUCCCCUCCACGGGAUUUCGACACACCCGUUUCAGUCCGAGCGUUCGGUCGGGGGUCUCCGACUUGGAGCAAAUCGGCGUUGCCGGCGCGGGGCGAGGGUCAGUCGGUCGUUACCGGCUCGUCACGGUUCCACUUGGCACAGAUGACCGACUCGGGGCGCGUUUUAUACUGGGGUUGGGGCAGGGGACGGGGGCGGGGAACGGGUCCUGCCAGAGGCAGAGGCUGCAGUGAUCCAGCCCUUUUUAAAACGGAUAAUGCGGACGAUACAGUGCGGUUGUUUUAGGAGCUGGGCCCGUAGAUUAUAAUGCUGGAAAAGGAGGAGGAAAACCAGAAAUGAGCGGCGAUUGACUAGAUUCAGAGCCAGGCUCAACACUUAGGCAGUUGAGUUGACUGUACUGAUGAAGCACAAGGUCACCCGUGAAUGAUUUCCACUCGCGCGCACUGCUUACCGCCACCUUCUUUGUUUUCCGUUUUUUUAAGUUGGUAUUGAAGCUGCUUGACCAGGAGGAAAAAUCUGCCCUCGCCAUCCCCCCCCACCCCCCGCACCCUGCGGGUAAUAAGUAGUCGUAGCCAUGGGCCACUUGGUGUGGUGCCCUGUAUUAGGCACUUGGCAAAUACAGAAUAAAAGAGUGAUACGUUUCCUGCCCACGGUGGGGAGAGAAGGUAAAAAAUAUUGACAACCAGAGCGAUUAGAAUAAGUAAAUCCAGUGGCCAUAACAAACACGAAGGUGAAAAUGCAGGGAAACGAACCUCUCCGUAUUCCAGGUUGAUUAUUUUUUUCUGGUUUUCAAACAAACCCAGCCACUUAAUAACCACAAAGGAAAAAAAAAUACAGGGCAUUAAAAGAGCACAUAAGAUGCAUCCGUAACCGAAUGGAUAGCAUCCCUUUGGGGUAUCAGUAUUUUGGUUUGUUUGUGUGGUGGCUAAAUCUGAACUGCAGAAACUCCCGAGCACUUGGCAGUUGGCAGAUCUUUCUAGGAUCCUAAGGACCGACCAACUCCCUCCGCCGUAACCAGAAAACUCUGGAAACAAGUGGACCGUAACUGCCGGCGAACAACAAGUUAGAGCCGCUAGAGAACACCUUUGUCGGAGUUCACCCGUCCAUUGAAUGGGCCGGCCUGGCAAGUCUUCCUCAGCGCCGACCAUCGCGUAGGCUUCGGCCCCGGGUGUCGUCGACGAUCCGCGGUCCCUAGGAAACCUCACUGGGACCACGGGACUGCGUCGCCGGGAAGCCGUGCGCUGCUGCGGGUUGAGGACCCUUAAACGGAUGGACCGCAGGAUGUCCGGCCGGUGGAAGGCUUCUGAGACUCUGCCAUUUUCAGACUGGGAUUUCUGGUUAAGCUAACAAGCUUAUGCGUUUAUGUGAAUGUAUUGUAAACAGACGGUGGGAUUCUUCCCACUAGCUCGGAUAAAAGAGUCGGGGAAAACCCCGGAUGCUCUUCCUGCAGCAUCCCGUCUGCCCCGUGGCAGGUGGCUAUUUCCCCAAAGCCAUACUUUGAAUCCGAGAGAUCUUUUCAUAGAAAUCUUUCUCUCAGUCUGGGCUUGAGCCCGCUCUGGGCCAGAGGGGAAAGUCAAUGGAAGCCACCGCAGUGUGGCGGGGAGGGGGACCAGAAGACGAUGAUCCGGAUGAUGCUUUUUAAAGAUCACCUUCUAAAGGCGUUUGGAUCCUGUCCUCACCCACCGUUACGAAUGCCGCGGUUCAGUGGCAUAUCGGCCUAGGGGAGAGCGUUGAAGACAAGCACGGUAACACCCGGCCUUUCCCUCCCACAGGCCUCAGUCCUGACCCAGGUCCCGCCUCCUCCUAGGACCUUCUGCCGCGCAUUUCGUGGGUUUAGCCAUAAUUCAUUUACAAAGGGAGGGGCGGAAGUGGAGAACGAGCUAAAGGGCGAAGCUUAACUACGGUCCCGUGAACCGGUUUUAUCGGUCACGUUUUAAGUCAUCGUUUCGGGAAAGGUUUAUCUUUCCCGUGGAUCAUUUCUGUUUCAUUUCCAUUCUGUUCCAUUCGUUAGGCUCCUGAAAGGAAACGGUAACAAAUCUCCAGAGUUAAUGUCUGACUCCCCUGUCUUAAAAUCAAAAUUAAAAAAAAAAGAAUUAUUUUGCUGUAAGCCUUGAGAGCAUUCCAAAAUUCUGCAAAGAUCUCUCAGCGAUACUGCCAAGUCCGAUUUCCUACUGCCCUCCGACUCCUCCCGCAUCCUCCAACCUGUUAGAGAAGAUGGUAGUAAGCCCCCCCUCGAGUCCCAAAUCUCAGGUGAUUUUCUUCCCUGACGGAAAUCCUUGCUGGGACGGAUCAGAACUCACCGACGCGGUGGCCCCGUUUCUGCCACUGAGGUUUGUACCCCCAAUUUGGAAGGGGGUUCAGAGCCAUGCAGAGGUGGCAGAAACGAGAUUCCUCUGGGUUCUUCCAACAUCUCAGUUCCCCACUCCAACUCCUCAGAACUGGAUUCCCCGUCACCCUCCCCUUCUUACAGGCCCCGACUAUGAAAUGGAAAAUUUUAUGCAGAAUGAACCAAGGUCCUUUCCCCUCUCAGUGGUACCCCUCCCAAACAAUUAAAGGGAUGGCUUGUGGACUGUAAAGAUUUUUUUAUUGUUCCUGUGUUGAAGCAUUAAAUUUACUGUGUAGACCCCAAUUUUUUGCCUGCUCCUGAGGUGCCCGGGGAUCCAGAAAGGCAGGUGACGGACCAACCCCAAAAUGCAGCGGUUGUUUUAAAAAUGGAAUGUACCAAACGGAAUGGCUUUAUUUUACUAAAAUGCCGCGGAACUGUUUAUUUAAAAUGGAGCUAGAGUUCUAUAUUUUAUAUGUUCGGAGUAAGGACUGAGUUCUAUUUUUCGCUUGUGUUCGCUUCCCUGAUUUGGGCUGAUCUGUGAGACUGUCACGCAUUCUCCGCAGUCACGCGGGCUUCCGUCUCGCCGGGUAUUUGAGAAGUCUUCCUUUGUCUCGGAAGGAAACGUUUCGCCGUUGAUAUCGAACAAAAUUUCGCGCGUAUGCCUCAGCGUGUGGGUGUGUGCACAGCUCUGCCCUGUUUAGUCCGUUUGGAGAACAGUCGUGGUAGAUAAAAUUUUAAGUGUUGUUCCGAGUUUCAAAAACUGUUUUAUCUUAAUGAAAUAAAAUCCUUCAAAUGGUAAAAAAAAAAAAAAAAAAAAAAA
Molecule: messenger RNA, 4702 nt
Organism: Tachyglossus aculeatus (Australian echidna)
Lineage: Eukaryota; Metazoa; Chordata; Mammalia; Monotremata; Tachyglossidae
Gene: BAG5
Product: BAG cochaperone 5
Exons: 2
Coding region: 109-1452 (447 amino acids)
Biological process (GO): protein stabilization; regulation of inclusion body assembly; negative regulation of protein ubiquitination
Cellular component (GO): nucleus; cytosol; cytoplasm
Molecular function (GO): protein-folding chaperone binding; adenyl-nucleotide exchange factor activity
Source: RefSeq, a predicted model, not a curated record